Molecule: messenger RNA, 1865 nt
Organism: Hypoxylon trugodes
Lineage: Eukaryota; Fungi; Ascomycota; Sordariomycetes; Xylariales; Hypoxylaceae
Product: domain of Kin17 curved DNA-binding protein-domain-containing protein
Exons: 1
Coding region: 131-1147 (338 amino acids)
Biological process (GO): DNA damage response; DNA replication
Cellular component (GO): nucleus
Molecular function (GO): double-stranded DNA binding
Source: RefSeq, a predicted model, not a curated record
CAACUCUUCCCACCAACAACUAUUCGAUCAACCUUCGACAGCUUUCAUCGUCGCCACCACAAAUAGCGACCCUCUCUUACUCCCGAAAUCUCGAUUAUCUAGAUCCUAAGAUACACAGAAAAACGCCAAGAUGCCGAAAGCAGAGGUCGGAUCGACCAAAUACCUGAGCAACAAGCUCAAAUCGAAGGGACUACAGCGCCUUCGCUGGUACUGUCAGAUCUGCGAAAAACAAUGUCGCGACGCCAACGCAUUCAAGAUGCACACGCAAAGCGAAUCGCACACGCGGAAAAUGCUACUCGUCGGCGAGGAUCCGAAAAAGUACAUUGACGAAUUUAGCAACGAGUUUCUUAAAGAUUUUACACAGCUACUGCGAACGUCGCACGGCGAGAAGGCGGUGAAUAUUAAUCACUUCUACCAGAAUUAUAUCGCGAAUAAGGAACAUAUACAUAUGAAUGCUACGAAAUGGCAUUCGCUUACUGAGUUUGCGAAACAUUUGGGCAGGGAGGGCAUUUGUCGGGUGGAGGAGAAUGAGAAGGGUAUUCAUAUUGCGUGGGUCGAUGAUUCGCCUGAUGCGCUGAGGAGGAAGGACGCGGUGCGUAGGAAGGAGAUGCAGGAUAAGGGGGAUGAGGAAAGAGAACAGAUGAUGAUCCGGGAACAGAUUCGUCGCGCGAAGAAAGAGGCGGGUGAUAAGGACCAGGAUGAUGCUGAGAAUAUGGAAGGGAAGGAACUUAAGAGACAAGAGGGGGAGAAGAUUAAGUUGUCUUUUGGCACAAAACCUGCUGCUCAAUCUGCGAAGAGCGCAUCGCCGGAGAAGUCGACAUCGGAGGCAGCAGGUUCACCACCGAAAGAGGGAGAACAGGAGAAGACCGAUUCAACGCCCUCGCAAGCGCAGCCCACCGCCGGCGCUGAUAAACCUGCGCCAGCCGCAGCACUUAUCUCGCUCAAGAUGGCGGCGACACCACAACUGAAGAAUGUAUUUGCGGCUGCGAAAAAGAAUGCACUGGCAGGUGGCUCGAAAAAGGCGCCUGCAUUUGGACAGCCGAAGAAGAUGAGCGAGGCGGAGCGUAUUAUGAAAGAAGAGAUUGAGCGUAAGAGAGCAAGAGAGGGAUCAGGAAGAGAUGGGGGUGCGAAGAGACAGAGAACGUAAGGGCAGUUGAUAUUUGAAAGAGGGAAGAGGAGGAAGCAUUGAUAAAGCAUUGAGAAUGACGUUCUGGUAUACCAUCGUGGCAUCAGAAGUUUUAUAGCAUCGGCGUUUAGGAUUACAUGCAUUCCCGUUGAAGAAUGGUACCAACAUAUUUGAAUGCCAGAUUAUCGCAUUUACAAUAGAUUGCAACACGGAAUUACUUCCGUAUUUCUUCAAUCCUUUGUAAUAUCUUAAUUCCCCCAAAACUACAACUCCUAUAUUUUACGUAGGGCAACGAUUGCCUAUAGAAUAUUCUACCGAACCCUUACGUGGGCCUAUCGGCGCCGCGUCAUCGGAAUAUGCACGACAGCGAUUUGAGGCUCCAUCUUAAUCUGGGCGCGAACCGCUUUUCUGGAAUAAUGUCACAUUGCCUUUUUCUACUUGUUCUAACCUCCUGCCGAAAACUUCUUAGGGCUGAGCUGGCGGUGAGGUAUAUUACCUGGCCAGCAUUACACUCAUUCCUUUGUUAGGUUAAGAAGAGGAGUCAUAUUAUAUAGCAUCGUCAUCCUUUGAGUGGUGUACUAUACCACACGCUACACCAUCAUAAUGAAUUGGGCAUGGUAUUAUCAAUCGCCGCAUGAAGUCCUAGAUCAUGUAGGCGGAAUUGUUAUCGCGAUGUCAUCAUCCAUCUCCAACGACAUACAUAGAUAAUAUUAAAUGCAUUUGAAUACGCGUUUUGCAC